UCAACAACCAUCAUCUUCACAUCUCAAUCAAUCCUCAAACAAACAACCCAAACCAACCAUCAAAAUGGAUACCAUCAAGAACGCCGCCAACUACGUCGCUGACACCGCCAAGGGUGCCACCGCCACCACCUCCAAGGAGGCCAACAAGCAGGUCGCCAAGGACGGCAACGCUGAUCUCAGCACCCGUCUCUCCGCUGGCAAGGACGCCAUUGGUGACAAGGUUGACGAGACGAAGCACAACACUUCUGCCGAUGUCAACAAGGAGACUCUCAAGCACUAAACAAUUCUUACCUAUCAUGAUGACACGAUUGGCAUGAGCGCGGGCAGGGGAACAAUCCUAGGAGUGGAAUGCUUUAUGAUGGAUCCUCAUGGGCAAGGCAUAGAUACCCCAAGACCUAAAGUAGUCUAGAAUCAAACAGCCUUUGCAAACCCA
This is a messenger RNA of Truncatella angustata, 433 nucleotides long. RefSeq names its product glucose-repressible gene protein. Lineage: Eukaryota; Fungi; Ascomycota; Sordariomycetes; Amphisphaeriales; Sporocadaceae. The record is from RefSeq and is a predicted model, not a curated record. The transcript has 3 exons. Bases 65 to 280 code for a protein of 71 amino acids.